GCAUCGCGCGCCAGCCUGCCGUUACCCUCUCAUUCGCUCGAGACCACACUUCGGCAUCUGUAUUUUACGCACACAUUAACUGGCAUCCGUGUCGAGAUAUAAACACCGCCAGCUGACUGACAGACUGCUGUUUUUCCUCGGAGAUUUGGUCGCUUUCUCAACUUCAUCGACAGUUUUUUCGGGGAGGUCCUUCAGAGAGUAACAGGUGCGGGACAGGAGCUUUUCUCAAGUUUGUUGCCAACUGAUGCUCUGCUUGCCAUUAAGUGUCAACAAAUAUGGCAAACUCGGGCGUUCAGUUGCUUGGAUUUGGUCUCUCUCUGAUUGGCAUCAUUGGACUGAUCGUGGGCACCAUCCUGCCGCAGUGGAAGAUGUCCGCGUACGUGGGGGACAGUAUUAUCACGGCAGUGGCCACUUACCAGGGACUGUGGAUGUCCUGCGCGUUUCAGAGCACCGGACAGCUUCAGUGCAAAAUCUACGACUCCAUUCUACAAUUAGACAGUGAUCUUCAAGCGACCCGUGCUUUGAUGAUUGUGGGUAUCAUUGUGUCCAUUUGCGGUCUUGGUGUGGCCUGCAUGGGCAUGAAGUGCACCACUUGUGGAGCUGAUGACAAAGUUCGCAAGGCUCGCACGGCCAUGACAGGAGGCAUCAUACUGCUAGUGGGAGCCCUCUGUGCAGUUGUUGCCUGUUCGUGGUUUGCCCACAAUGUGAUUCGAGCUUUCUACAACCCCUUCACUCCAGUCAACACCAAGUUUGAGUUUGGAGCAGCCAUUUUCAUUGCUUGGGGUGGGUCAUUUCUUGAUGUUCUCGGUGGAACCAUGUUGGCUGCCUCUUGCCCUGGAAGUAAACAAGUGUCAAAAUAUCCUAAAAGUAACACUGCACGGUCUGCAAGCGGCAGCAACAAAGAAUAUGUGUGACCAAGACUGCCCCCUACUGGACAGACACUGAAGCAACUUCAGAAGGUGAAGAAUUUCUUCAACAAAAUAAUGAACUGAAUAAUGAAGGUUAAACAGCUGUCACUGAGAAAGAAAACAGUUUACAGACUGUAUAAUGUCCCAUUGUAAAAAAGGGCUAUCUGUUGUCCAAAAGUUCAAAUAGAAAAUGUAUUUACAAACUCACUGGAGUUUUUGAAAUGGAGGACUGUAGAAAUCUAGUGUCAGUACAAAUACUCACAGAUUGCUUUGAGCCCUCAGUGUUUCAUUGAAGUAAACAGCUAGGUUGUUUUCUCUGUGUCAAAGUAGAGAAACUUGUGUAGUGGGUCAUAUAUGUUGGUGUUUUCAAAGUGCCCAUUAGGGAGCACUAUAACCAACAAGCGGGUGUUGCCCAAAAUGGAGGCAGAUUUUUUGAAAGAAUUGUUUUUGAGUAUUCAUCCUAAAGAAAUGCUAACAUUUUUAAUACUCAUUUGAGUCACUCUUAAGUAAUAUCAUGUAAUUGCAUAUGGCCGAGGAAGACCCUGAACGUUUUUUUUUUUUCUUUUUUUCAUUUGCUUAACACAUUUCAGUAUUAACACACCACCUCACGUUCAUUUUUAUUGUCCAUGAGCCUAUCUGAACAUCUUUUACUUAUAAAAGCUCAUUGAUAAUGGCAGUGUUAGUUAGCUUAUCGUUUAUACAUUUGUUUUACAUGCUUAUUUUCAAUAAAGUUGGCUUUCAUUGUAUCAGGCUGGUUAUUAUUCUGGUUGUUG
Messenger RNA from Sinocyclocheilus anshuiensis, 1681 nucleotides. RefSeq names its product claudin-7-A. Gene Ontology annotation, cellular component: membrane; bicellular tight junction. The transcript is spliced from 4 exons. The record is from RefSeq and is a predicted model, not a curated record. Bases 276 to 914 code for a protein of 212 amino acids. Gene Ontology annotation, molecular function: structural molecule activity. Lineage: Eukaryota; Metazoa; Chordata; Actinopteri; Cypriniformes; Cyprinidae.